Molecule: messenger RNA, 3108 nt
Organism: Cloeon dipterum
Lineage: Eukaryota; Metazoa; Arthropoda; Insecta; Ephemeroptera; Baetidae
Product: serine protease nudel-like
Exons: 13
Coding region: 65-2944 (959 amino acids)
Biological process (GO): proteolysis
Molecular function (GO): serine-type endopeptidase activity; protein binding
Source: RefSeq, a predicted model, not a curated record
CGCUCAGCUCAGGUUCAUUCGAAUGCCGGCGCCCGAGCCGCCCUGAGCCUCCAGCGCGCGCGACAUGUGGUCCUCCUCGGCCGCCAGCGACCAUGCCUACCCUUCCCUCAGGGCCUACCACUCCUACCCUGGAGGCAGCGAGACGACGUGGUCGCAGCACUCGGCCGGCGGCAAAGGUCGCGGCCACCUGUGGACGGCGCUGCUCGUCUUCAUGGUGUGCAUCGUGACCCUGGCCGUGCUCAGCGUCGUCGCACUCGCGCUCGUUCUCUCAGGCUACAGUGCGGGAAAAGCGACCAGUUCCUCGGACACGCGGCCCUCGGCCUCCUGGGGCGAGGAUGCAGCAGACGAAGCGCCGAUCAAGUACUCUGACUUGCCGCAAAGACAAAUCAUUUUGCAGACUUCCAAGCCACCGGUGCCUCCACCACCCCCUCCGCCCCCAUCGAGCAGCAUGGCGCCGACCCCGAGCACAGCGGCCCCCAGGACGACCAGCCCUCGCCCGAGCAGCCCGCGGACGGCCGCCCCCGCCCCAAAACGGCCGCCGCAGGUGACGCCACCCCCUUACGAGGUGCGCGGCGGCGUCGACUUCGAGUGGACGCCGCUGGCCAGGCCGUCAGGUGGCGUUGUCGGCGCUGCAGUGGGCGUGGCCGAGCCCGCGGUGGGCGUGGCCGAGGUUAGCGGCCUCCCGGAGGCGGCAGAGCUGCCGUCGCGGUCGUACAGCGGCCUCCGGCUGCGUCCGAUGCCCACGCUGUUCCCUGCGGCGUCUCAGGGCACCGACCCUGCGCCGCCGACCUCCUCGACCACGCCCUCCACCCCCGAGGAGCCCGCCGAGGUGGACUCGCCCUUCUUCCAGGCGUCGCUGACCACCCCGCGGCCCCGCAUCAGCGCCACCUACAAGCAGGAGCAGCAGCAGGCCGUCCUCACCAACACGCACGUCAGGGUGCAAGAGACCGACCGCCACCUGAGCCAGGACGACUCGAUCAAGAUGGCCGGCGUCCACUACAACCCUGUCACCAGGGUGGAAGCCCAAGAAGAAGAUGAACAAGUCGAAACUACGAGCGAUGAGGAGGUGCCGAGCAGCACGAUCCCAGUGUUCGUGGUGGAGUCUAACGACGGUGACGAGGCGGUGACCGAGCCUAUUUUCACCAUCGACACGGCCGAAACGACGACCGCCGACACCGAGGCGACCACUCCCGCGGCCCUGGCGGCCGUGGCCAAGGUGAGCAUGCCGCGGCCGGUGGCCGCCGGGCAGCGCACGGCCGAGGUGGACCCCGUGAAAGCGAGUCUGCUGCUCUUCCCGAGCAGGGAGCCCAAGUCGGGGCCGCCGUCCAAGCAGUCCGUCCUGCCCGCCUUCCCCAAGAGCGAGUUCAACAGCGUGCCCGCCUUCCUCCGCAGGAACAACACCCUGAAGGCCACCUCGACCACCACCACUGCGGCACCGGUAACGGUGAUCACGAUGUCCGAGUCGUCGUCCAACUGCAGCUGCGCAAACCGUCUGGAGGCGCAGGGCCUUUCGCGCAAGCUCUGUGACGGCAUUGUUGACUGCUGGGACUUUUCGGACGAAACCUCAUGCGAGUGGUGCGAGGAGGGGCAGUACGUGUGCGCGCGCAGCAGGGCCUGCGUGCCGCGCGAAAAGCUGUGCGACGGCCACAAGGACUGUCCCUUCGGCGACGACGAGCGCACCUGCGUCGCCAUCGUGCCCCACGCCGACUCCGCCAACGCUGUCCACUACUACGACGAAGGCAUUUUAAUGGUGCAGCAGAAGGGUGAGUGGGGUCCAUUGUGCAUGGAGAUGCUGGAGGAGUCGUCGUUGCGGCUCGGCAACGUGGCUAGGGCCGUCUGCAAGUCGCUCACCUACCACGACUUUGACUUGGCCGAGCAGGUCGUCGACCCUGCCAUCAGCGGACCUUUCUUCCAGUUUAACUUCGAGAGGAACGGCAGCAGGGGUGCCACUCCCAGGUUAGCAGUGACGUCAUCCAAGUGCAUGAGCAAGACGGCAAUCCGGCUUGGCUGCAACGAGCUGCAGUGCGGCGAACGUCCUUUAGCUGUCAAUCAAUGGUCCAGGUCUCGUGCUUCCAGGGUGGUGGGCGGGAGCAACGCGGGCCCUGGCGCGUGGCCGUGGCAGGCGGCCAUGUACAAGGAGGGCCAGUUCCAGUGCGGCGCGAGUCUGGUGGGCGCGUCCUGGCUGCUGUCGGCCGGCCACUGCUUCGCGCACAGCCUCGACGCGCACUGGGUGGCGCGGCUGGGCGCCCUGCGCAGGGGCACCGACCUGCCGUCCCCCUUCGAGCAAACGCGUCGCGUCGCCAGGGUCGUCCUGCACCCUGGCUACCUCGACAAGGGCUUCCUCAACGACCUGGCCCUUCUGCGCAUGGAGCGGCCCGUCGAAUUCAGCGACUACGUCCGCCCCAUCUGCCUGCCGCAGGCCAGCCCUGAGCCGGACCCUGAGCCCGCCCAGGACGCCGAGCACUGCCUCGUCGUCGGCUGGGGCCAGCUCUCCGAAGUCGGACGCAUUUUCCCGGACACCCUUCAGGAGGUUUCGCUGCCGGUGAUCUCUGCGGAGGAGUGUCGCCGGCGGACCGUAUUCCUGCCGCUGUACAAGGUCACGGACGACAUGCUGUGCGCGGGGCUGGAGCGCGGAGGCCGCGACGCGUGUCUCGGCGACUCGGGAGGGCCGCUCAUGUGCCGCGACCGCCGCUCGCACGCCUGGCGCCUCACCGGCAUCACCAGCAACGGCUAUGGCUGCGGCAGGGCCAACCGGCCCGGCGUCUACACCAAGGUGGCCAACUACCUCGACUGGAUCAACGCUGUCCUCGAUGCCCCGAUGGACUCGAAGCAGGAGAGGAAGGAGACGGCGUGUCCGAGCGGACAGCGGCGUUGCGCCCUUGGACAGUGCAUGGCGGUGGCGGCGGCGGACCAGUGCGACCGCGACUUCUGCCUGCCGCCCUGAAAAGAACGCAACCUUUGACAGAGACAAAGCAGUGUGUGAUUUUCACCCGAAAAAAGUGCUCACUAGGUGUUAAGGCGAAAAAGACUUAUAUAAAUUGUUUCUCUCUUUUAUUUUAUUUAUUGUGGAGAUGCGUGUUCCAUAAAAAAACACGAUCGAGGCUCAAA